Molecule: messenger RNA, 3096 nt
Organism: Striga hermonthica
Lineage: Eukaryota; Viridiplantae; Streptophyta; Magnoliopsida; Lamiales; Orobanchaceae
Source: the annotation of a GenBank genome assembly
AUGGCUGAAAAAUGCAACUCAAAUCGCAGUGCAUAUACCAUUGACUUGAAUACCUUCACCAAGAGGCUGCAGGCUCUCUAUGCAAACUGGCGCCAGCACAAAAACGAGCUAUGGGGUUCGUCAAAUUACCUUGUCGUGGCCACAUCGCCUCCUUCAGAAGAUUUACGCUACUUGAAAUCCUCUUCCCUCAACAUAUGGCUGCUUGGUUAUGUGUUCCCCGAGACAAUCAUAGUUUUUGGGGACAAGCAAAUCCAUUUUCUGUGCAGCCAAAAGAAAGCGUCUUUGCUAGAGGCAAUUAAAAAGCCCGCCAAAGACGCAUUGUCCUUGAAUGUUGUCAUGCAUGUGAAGGAGAAAAAUGAAAAUGGGAACAAUCAGAUGGAUUCGAUUCUCCACGCUAUCCGUUCAGAAUUCAAGUCGAGUGACCAAAAUGCUCCUACAGUUGGAUGCAUAGCCCGAGAACCUCCAGAAGGGAAACUCCUCGAGACUUGGUUCGAAAAAUUGAAAAAAACAGGUUUUGUACUGACUGAUAUAACCAGUGGGCUUUUCAAUCUUUUUUCCGUGAAGGAUAAAAAUGAAAUCACCUACAUAAAGAAGGCUGCGUAUAUAACCGCCUGCACCGUGAAGAAUUUUGUGGUCCCGAAAGUCGAGAAGGCGAUCGACGAGGAGAAAAAAGUGACGCAUGCCUCACUUACGAAAGACACAGAAAAGGCCUUACUGGACCCUGUAAAUAUCGACCUGAAAUUGAAAGCUGAAAAUGUGGAUAUAUGUUAUCCUCCGAUCUUUCAGAGUGGAGGCAAAUUUGACCUCCGGCCAAGUGCAUCGAGCAAUGACGAGUAUCUCUACUACGAUUCUUCCAGCAUCAUAAUCUGCUCGGUCGGGUCCCGCUACAAUAGCUACUGCUCGAAUAUCGCCAGGACUUACCUUAUCGACUCGGAUGCUGUGCAGAGCAAGGCGUACAGAGUCCUUCUUCGGGCCCAUGAGGCGGCUAUUCUUGCGGUGAGGCCAGGGAAAAAAGCCCGUGUGGUCUACGAGGCUGCUCUCUUUGUGGUGAAAACCGAUGCUCCUGAGUUUGUCCUUCAUCUGACAAAAUCUGCAGGGACAGGCAUCGGUCUCGAGUUCCGUGAGUCUGGGCUGAGGCUCGAUGCGAAGAACGAGAAAGUGCUGAAAGCGGGGAUGGCCCUUAAUGUUUCGAUCGGUUUUCAGAAUCUACAGUCGAAGACGAAAAAAAACAACCCGAAAACCCAGAAUUUCUCGAUGCUGCUUGCUGAUACGGUUCUCGUCACGGAAGGCGGACGUGACGUUGCCACGUCAGCCAGCUCGAAAUUGUUCAAGGAUGUCGCGUACUCCUUCAACGAAGAGGACGAUUUAGACGAGCCGCUGAGAAAGAAAGCAAAGUCUGAUGAUAACAAUGCCGAAGAAAAAGAAUUUGUGUCCUCCUCCAAAGCAACCCUCAGAUCCGGCAACGGUGAGUUGUCCAAGGAGGAGCUCCGAAAGCAGCACCAGGCAGAGCUUGCCCGGAAGAAAAACGAGGAGACUGCCCAGCGGAUUGCCGGAGUUGAGUCGGGCGAUGUGAACGGGCGGGCCGCGUCUCGGAUUGCAUACAAGAGCGUGAAUGAGCUCCCGCCUAUCCGAGAUAUGAUGACGGUCCAGGUCGACCAGAAAAACGAGUCCAUCCUGAUUCCCAUCUAUGGCUGCAUGGUCCCUUUCCAUGUGUCUACCGUGAAAACCGCCACAAGCCAGCAGGACACGAACCGGAGCUGUUACGUUCGGAUCGUAUUUAAUCUGCCCGAGACCACCCAUCAGAGUGCCGUUUACCUGAAGGAGGUCUCCUUCAGGUCCAAGGACUCGAGGCACAUAAACAAGGUGGUCCAGCUGAUAAAGACUCUCAGGCGAAAUGUGAUGGCUCGGGAGUCCGAGCAAGCCGAUCGAGCUUCCCUCGUCACCCAGGAGAAGCUCGUCGUACUCUCCAGUAACAAGUUCAAGCCGAUACGCCUGCACAACCUGUGGAUACGCCCCGCGUUCGGGAGGAAACUGACCGGCACGCUUGAGGCCCAUCAGAACGGUUUUCGUUACUCGACUUCGAGGGCCGACGAGCAUGUCGACAUCAUGUACGGCAACAUCAAGCACGUGUUUUUCCAGCCGGCUGAAAAGGAAAUGAUCACCCUCGUUCAUUUCAACCUCCACGAUCACAUCAUGGUACGGAACAAGAAGACUAAGGAUGUCCAGUUCUACGUGGAGGUCAUGGAGAUGGUCCAGAACAUCGGUGGUGGCCGGAAAAAGUCGGCCCACGACCCAGACGAGAUCGAGGAGGAGCAGAGGGAACGUGACCGAAAGAACAAGAUAAACGCGGAUUUUCAGCAAUUUGUGGGCCGGGUGAAUGACCUGUGGGGCCAGGCCCAGCUCCGUAGCUUGGGCCUGGAGUUCGACCAGCCCGUGAGAGAGCUCGGCUUCCAUGGAGUUCCUUUCAAGUCGUCGGCUUUCAUAGUCCCGACCUCGGCCUGUCUCGUCGAGCUGAUCGAGAUGCCCUUCCUUGUGAUCUCGCUUGCCGAUAUCGAGAUUGUUAACCUGGAGCGAGUCGGGCUGGCCCAGAAGAACUUUGACAUGGCGAUCGUGUUCAAGGACUUCAAGAGGGACGUGAUGCGGAUCGACUCCAUCCCGUUCAGCUCGUUCGACGGGAUAAAGGAGUGGCUGGACACGACUGACAUCAAAUAUUACGAGAGCCGGCUUAACCUCAACUGGCGUUCGAUACUGAAGAAGUUUACUGAUGACCCUCAGGAGUUUGUAAAUGAAGGCGGGUGGGAGUUUCUGAACCUGGAAGGCACGGACUCGGAUUCAGAUGACUCGUCCGAGUCGGACCAGGGUUACGAGCCGUCGGAUGUUGAGCCCGAGUCGGAGUCUGAUGAUGAUGACUCGGACAGCAAGGCUCUUGUGGAGUCUGAAGAUGAUGACGAGGAUGAGGAGGUGGAAGAGGGGAAGACAUGGGAAGAGCUCGAGAGGGAGGCUAGCAAUGCGGAUAGGGAGAAAGGGAAUGAAUCGGGCAGCGAGGAGGAGCGGAAGAGAAGAAGUGUUGGUUCCAAGAGAAUGAGAUUUAGGUAG